AUGUCCUUGGUUUGUCUGCCUGGAGAAGACUUAAGUACACGAAUACCAAAAGAAAAUACAAAGAUCAUUGGCUACGGAAUAGGUCGUGAUCCCAACUCGGAUAUUUUGGUUGCUCGACAGCCGGGAAUCUUCAAGCAUGAAGGAGAGAAGUGUUGGAUAAGUGUACAUUCCAAAAGGUACGUUGCUGAGAAGGGGGAUCGAGUAAUUGGAAUUGUGACUGGAUCCGCAGGCGACUUUUACAAGCUUGAAAUUGGAACGCCCGAGAAUGCGACGAUAUCAUUUUUGGCGUUCGAAGGAGCAACAAAACGCAAUCGACCUGAUUUGAAAAUUGGUGAUGUGGUGUACGCUCAGUGGUUCUACGCCACGGGACCAGGUCCAGAAUUUCUUGACAAGGGAGCCGUAUUUGCCUCUGUGGAGAAGAAAUGUUAUGGACGAAUUCGCUCAUGCAGAUGUGGAGCUGACAUGUGUCGAUGCAGUUUCAAGAGCACGAGGAUUAGGAGUUCUGUCUGGCGGCUUUUUGUUCAAAGUAAUUGCUUGAAUCGUGAUUUGAAAUUUCAAAAAUUUGUUUCGCAUUUGAAUGCUUUAUCAAGGGGAGGGAUGGUAUCCAGCAGUCUGGUAGAGCAACGCCAGGCUGAAGACAAAGCUGCGUGGGAUGCCUACUGGCAGCUACGUGACCUCGACUCUCGCGGAACAAUCUUCCCGCGAAUGAGAUACUAUGCUCACAAGGCAUUUGAUGCUCCUGCCACAUGGUUUAGAGAAACAGUUGUUCAACCCAUCAAUAAUAGGAAUCGCUUGCCAUAUUACCAGCGUAAAUUGACUCGAGUGCCUGAAAUUGACGAGUGUGGUGUGAACGAUAAGGCAUGUUUCUUCGAAGCCAAUGAACAAUAUCGUCUCGAUAAGAUGGUUGACGGCUUCAUCCUUCAAACCCUUCGUCACCGUGUUGACCGCUGCUUGAAUUACCAUAAUCCGGACUACUCCCCAUGUGCCAAGGUCAUUGAGGAUCUAGAAGAGAAUGAGCUGAACUUCUUUAUAAAGUACGGUGAAUUGGGCUCGGAAGCCGAUGUUCGUGAUGCGUACAUGAAGCAGAAACACAGGCUUAUUUGGGAACGACGUCAUCCCGAAAUCAUGGAGGAACGACAGAGGGCGAUUAGAGAGCACAAGGAGAAACUAGCAAAGGGCGAAUUCGACUACUCCUUCUGGAAGAAGGGUAUGUUCUAUCAGGACAAGAAGAAGUACGAGCCUCCAUAUGAGUUCUACUUGUCGAAAUCAACUCUCGAAGGAGAUAAACCGUUAUCGAAAGACUGGGAGUACUACAAAAAGGUCGCACAAGAUCCGGAGUUUGACAAACAGCAAGGGAAGACAUCCUCGUUCAGUUUGUUCUAG
This is a messenger RNA of Ostertagia ostertagi, 1383 nucleotides long. The record is from the annotation of a GenBank genome assembly. Lineage: Eukaryota; Metazoa; Nematoda; Chromadorea; Rhabditida; Trichostrongylidae.